Verruconis gallopava is the source of this 2955-nucleotide messenger RNA. RefSeq lists its product as uncharacterized. The record is from RefSeq and is a predicted model, not a curated record. Gene Ontology annotation, cellular component: MBF transcription complex; SBF transcription complex. The coding region runs from base 128 to 2683 and encodes 851 amino acids. The transcript is spliced from 3 exons. Gene Ontology annotation, molecular function: DNA binding; transcription coactivator activity; protein binding. Lineage: Eukaryota; Fungi; Ascomycota; Dothideomycetes; Venturiales; Sympoventuriaceae.
CCAAAUCUCCGCACGCUGCAUCAGCUCUUUGUCGCCGUCCAAGCCAACGCUUCCGAUAAUUGGCAUGAAUAUUAUCGCAUAGACCCUCAAGAGCAUCGCAUCGCAUGUCGUUGGGAUCGCGCAGCAGAUGUCGACGACGAUAGAAGUGCCUGCAGCCGCCCAUCACAAUCCCCAACCGCUCCCCCUCUCGUCACACUCGCACGCCAUGCAGCCUUCACAUUCGCAGCCUGGGCCACCCAUGUCCUCCUUUGAUGGAAGGCCGUCAUCAUUCUCGUCGCAACCCGCGUCAUACAGCCAGCCAGUCAUCUAUCAACAGGCGUCGCAAAGCUUCCCGGCCAGCUACCGGCCGAUAAAUGGCCAUGCUGCGCCAACUCUUAUGGACCCGUCGCAAAUCUAUACCGCUGUUUACUCAGGUGUGCAAGUGUACGAAAUGGAGGUCAAUGGCAUUGCCGUGAUGCGAAGGAGGUCUGAUUCAUGGCUCAACGCUACCCAAAUAUUAAAAGUCGCCGGUGUCGACAAAGGCAAGCGCACAAAGGUUCUGGAGAAAGAAAUUUUGAGCGGCGAACACGAGAAGGUCCAAGGCGGCUAUGGCAAGUACCAAGGGACUUGGAUCAACUACCGGCGUGGCCGAGAAUUCUGUAGACAAUAUGGUGUCGAGGAGCUUUUGCGGCCGCUCCUGGACUAUGACAUGAGCUCCGACGGCAGUGGUCAACCAGGCCAGGGCAUUGAAACGCCUACAAAGGAACAAGCGAUGGCAGCGAACAGAAAGCGCUUCUACACACAGACAGUUGAUGGGCGACAGAGUGUCGGGAGCGCCGGCACGUUCUUUCAAAAUAUUUCGUCCACUGCUUCAAAUGCACUUGCCGCCAUGAACAAAGCUGCUCGCUACAAUUCCCCUGCGCCACGUCCAGGAAGCGCUACCCAUGGCCGACCCAGUCAUAUGCCACCGAGAAAUUCACAGCAAUCAAUUUUAGGUAGCCAGGAGUCUUUCCGGUCAAAUAGCCAGCAAAGCGCACCCGGACUUGGGCGGGAACCCAGCUUUGGCGCGAUGUCAGACUCAGCGUAUGUGACACAAAAUAUCCACUCGGGAGAAACCGACAGCCAGGAGCCGCCCAGAAAGCGUAUGAAGCCCAUGAGUCCCGAGAAAUCAUUUUCGCAACGCAACGGUGCACUGGAUACGGUCACCCGCGAGGGAACGCCAACAGAGGCUGGUGAGUCUUUCAUUUAUCAACAAGCAGCUAGUCAAGGACCUAUUCCUGACGGAGAGAUAACUUCGGCGCUCCCUCCUUUGCCGCAUCCUGGUGAUCAAGCGUCCGAGAGUAAGCAAGCCUUAAUUUUGGAUCUGUUCACCGAUAGCAGUACGACGGACUUCAGUAAUCACCCAGCCAUAAAGCAGUUGUCGGGCGCUGACUUGGAUUUGCCCCUUGACCAAUCUGCGAACACUGCGCUCCACUGGGCAGCAACAUUGGCAAGAGUGCCCCUCAUGCGUUUGCUAAUAUCAAGAGGUGCAAGCAUAUUUCGAGGCAAUAUCGCCGGAGAGACGCCGCUCAUGGCUGCGGUGCAAGUCAACAAUAACCUGGAUCACAGCUCCUUUCCGGAACUGCUCGAAAUACUUGCACCACUCAUCGAAGUCCGUGAUGCAAAGGGCCGCACAAUUUUGCAUCAUAUUGCCGUGGCUUGUGGCAUCAAAGGUCGAGCUGCGUCAUCUAAGUAUUACCUUGAAGCCCUACUUGAAUUUCUCGUCCGCAAUAACCCAUCUGCCAUUCAAGCUGCAGCGGAUCCAUCAAGCGGUAUGCCGAAAACAAUCGGACUCAUGCGAUUUAUGAGUGAAAUGGUCAAUGCCCGAGACAUAUCUGGUAAUACUGCACUUAAUCUCGUUUCACGCAUAGGUAAUCGUAGUAUCAUCCAGCAGCUCCUCGAAGUACAGGCCGAUCCAACUAUCCCAAAUUACAAAGGUCUUCGGCCAAUUGAUUUCGGCGUCACGGGUGACGGCGAAAUCACUUCAAGUCAGUUGGGCAGUCAGCCCAUCGUAGAGAGUCCUGGAAAAGCUCGCAAUAGCAAGAUUGAUGAAAUCAGUCGCGAAAUCAUGCCCUCUCUCACGUCUUCAAUCCAGGAAGCACAUUCGCAGUUCUCAGCAGAGCUGCGUAUCAUUCAAGACCGCAUCGACGCGCACACGGCCAGCGUGCGUGAGAUCUCUAACCAGCAGAAGCAGCUUUCUGCCGAAAUUGAGCGUAUCCAGGCAAAAAAGCGGCAACGCGAGGAGCGCCGCCAAAAGAUCGAGAACUUACGCCGCGCUGUCAGCGAGAUGCGUGAGCGCAGCAAGCAAAACGCUCAAUUGGUUGGCGACAUCAAGCUUGGUGAUGCCGAUAAAGAGUUUGGCGGCGACGAUCCGACAGACGGUGCCGGUGCCGGUCCGCAGACGUUGAUGGCGCGGUGUGCGGCCUACAGUGCCCUCAAUCAACGGCUAAAUCAGCACCUACAGCAGCUCAGGGCACGUGAUAGCGAGCUAGAGGCGAAGUAUCGGCGGGUAAUCGCGCUAUGCACUGGCGUGCCUGAAGACAGCGUUGACGGUGUGUUGCAGCAGUUGGUGCAGGCAGUAGAGAGCGAAGGGGAUCCAUCGAGUAAUGGCAACGACGUAGGAAGGGUGAGGGAAUUCUUAAGAAGAGUGGAGAUGGUGAUAUGAUCUAUUUCUGCUUGGGCGCCGCAUGGAUCUGGGCGUUUGCUUGUUCGCAUUGCAAAGCCUGAAAUUAGGACAGCAUGAUGACGAUGACGACUCUUUGCAUUCUUUCAUGUGCAUCUCUGAGUUGUAAAGCUUUGUAGGUGACUAUCGAAUGCUCUCUUCGGAUGUAAAAAUGAGGCAUGUGUGGUAUAGUCGACGCCAAUGUGUAUACUCAAUCUGAAAGAAACACUUAUUUGUAGGAAAAAUGGCUCGUUUACACGCGCGCAUCACAUGUG